GCCGAGCGCGGGUCGGACGAGCGGGCACAGGCGCUGUGUCCCGCUCCCGCCGCCCGGUGUGAGCGAGCUCCCAGCCUCCGGCACCUGGAGCGGCGCCCCGGACCAGCCGGGCGAGCCCCGAGGGACGCAGCGCGACGGCGUCGGCAGCAACAGCAUAGACACUGCCUGCGGUCUGCCCGCCAUCGCCAUGGCACCCACCUGCACCAACAGCACGCAGGAGAACAACGGCACCCAGGCGUGCAUACCCCUUUCCAAAAUGCCCAUCAGCCUGGCUCACGGCAUCAUCCGGUCUACCGUGCUGCUCAUCUUCCUGGCCAUCUCCUUCUUCGGCAACAUAGUCCUGGCGUUUGUGUUGCAGCGCAAGCCGAAGCUGCUGCAGGUGACCAACCGCUUCAUCUUUAACCUCCUCAUCACCGACCUGCUGCAGGUUGCUCUCGUGGCCCCCUGGGUCGUGGCCACCUCCAUGCCUUUCUUCUGGCCCCUCAACAGCCACUUCUGCACUGCCCUAGUUAGCCUCACUCACCUGUUCGCCUUCGCCAGUGUCAACACCAUUGUCGUGGUGUCCAUAGAUCGCUACCUGGCCAUCAUCCACCCUCUCUCCUACCCAUCCAAGAUGACCCAGCGCCGUGGUUACAUGCUCCUCUAUGGCACCUGGAUCCUGGCCUUCCUGCAGAGCACACCCCCACUCUAUGGCUGGGGCCAGGCUGGUUUCGAUGAGCGCAAUGCCCUCUGCUCCAUGAUCUGGGGGUCCAGCCCCACCUACACGAUUGUCAGCGUGGUGUCCUUCAUCAUCAUCCCCCUGGUUGUCAUGGUCGCCUGCUACUCCGUGGUGUUCGGCGCGGCCCAGCGGCAGCAUGCCCUCCUGUACAAAGUCAAGAGCCACAGCUUGGAGGUGCGGGUCAAGGACCGUGUGGAGAAUGAGCAUGAAGAGGGAGCAGAAAAGGAUAAGAUCCAGGAUGAGAGCGAGUUCAAUGGCCAGGAUGAAGGUGAGGUCAAGGCCAAGGAGGGCAACUCAGAGACAGAAGAGGACCCCCUGGAAGCCAAGGACGGCAGCAUGAAGGGGAAGGAAGGAAGCCUGCAGAUGAGUGAGUGUAUCCUGGUGGCCAAGGGCAUCGAGGAGGUCAGUGUUGGGAACGAGGAAGGUAAGAAAGGUGGUGCUGAAGCAAAGGAGAGCAGCGCAAAGGCAAACAAGGGGCGCGCAGAGGUCAAUCAGUGCAGCAUCGACUUGGGCGAAGACGACAUAGAGUUUGCUGAGGAUGACAUCCAUUUCAGGGAGGGUGACGUCGAAGCCGUGAACAUCCCAGAAAACCUCCUGCCCAGUCGUCAGGACAGCACCACCCACCCUCCUCUGCCCAGGUGCUAUGAGUGCAAGGCUGCUAAAGUGAUCUUCCUCAUCAUUUUCUCCUAUGUGCUGUCCCUGGGGCCCUACUGCUUCCUGGCAGUCCUGGCCGUGUGGGUGGAUGUCCAAACCAAGGUACCUCAGUGGGUGAUCACAGUAAUAAUCUGGCUUUUCUUCCUGCAGUGCUGUAUUCAUCCCUACAUCUAUGGGUACAUGCACAAGACCAUCAAGAAGGAAAUCCAGGAAAUGCUGAAGAAGUUAUUCUGCAAGAAGAAGCCUCUAAGAGAAGAAGGUAGCCACCCGGAUGUACCCGGAACCGAAGCAGGUUCAGAGAGGGGAACUGAAGGCAAGAUUGUCCCCUCCCACGAUUCUGCUACUUUGCCUUGAAGUUAGUGCUAAUGCAAACCUUGCACUGUCCAUGAGACAGAAAACAAGACCAGCUUUCUUUUCCGUGGAUCACCCACACUCCCAUUAAUGCCAACCCAUACCAUUUCAGGCAAAGGCAUUGCACACAAAUCCUUUCUCACCACAAGGUAGAUAAAUGCUUGGAGAAUUUGGGAACUGGGUUCUUCCCUUAAAGGUGUGCCCCUCAAAGCAUGGACUUGAGGAUUCUGACUGAAAAUUUACCCCCAGAAAAUUAUUAGGCUCUAAAUUUCUUAAAGCAACAAGGGCUACUAUUUGGGACCUAAGCUUGGUAUUCUGCCCUUCUCCCCAGAGCUGCAACAUGCUAGCUUUAGCUCUGAAGGAAAGGGAAGAUGAUAGCUGUGACUUAAAGACUAUUUGGCCCUCGGGUCAGGAGCUUAGUUUAUGUUCAAGUGAAGGAAAAGCAAUGGACCAAAUCAUCCACAGAGCCCAAGAUGCAGAUCUUGAUGGACUGAUCAGCAGCGUAUGAGCCAAACUCUGAACUGGUGCAGAGACUGUCAUGCAAAUUAAGAUAAAAGGCAUUGUGCAGUUAGAAUACCAGGAACGUUUCUAGAUCCCCUAAAAGGAUGGAGAAAUGUGGAAGGACAUGUAUGAAAUGGGAAGCUACUAUGGAGAACACAUCCUUGGGGCUAAGCAGUUGGGUUUUUUCCUCUAAAAUCCUGGGUUGCGCAUGGGGUAGGAUUGAGCUCUCUCCAUGAAAGUGGAAAAUUGUCAAUGGACACUAAAAUCAUUUCCAUCUCCUAUUUGAAUAAUAGUGAGACAGAAAUCAUGCAACUAGUUUCCAAUUUCCCCUUCGUGACUGAAUCAGUAUACUCAUAAGAAUGCUCCAGUUCUCUUUCAAUCACUUGUUUUGCUCUGUUUUAUUUCAGAUAAACCUUUUUGCUCAAACAGUAUUUCCAGGAAAAAAAGAAAUUCAACUAGGAGUGGUCAAAGUUCUGCAAAACUCACACUGCCAAUCAAGAGAUAUGUCUAUCAGAAAUCUCUUUUGUGUUCCUGAAUUCCUAGGCAAGAAAUAGGAUCUCCACAUGGGGACAAGUAAGGCAGGAUGAACAUUUUCCUUCCUCCAGCAAUACUCACGUGUCUUUUCAGCCCAUAGCUCUCUCUAAAGCUUUUAAACUUUCUUCAGAGAAGGGAAAGAAAUGUUAGAUAGUCAGAAAUGACAGGAUGGCUUUAUAAUACCUGGAAAACAUCUGACCUACUCCAAACAAUCCAAAAAAUCAAAGCAUUCGGGUCAGACAUAUCCUAAUUAUUGCUGAUGAAAUGUAUCUCUUCGGGGAAACCUUUGUACUAUCUAAAUUAUCCCUAGAGUAAAUACAGAGAAAGAUUUUUCAAACCUGAAAUCACUUUGGGCAAGGAUAUACCUAUUUCAGAAGGUACAGACCAAAUAAGAGGGAGCCAAAAAAUGGUUAAGCCAGUGGUUUUGAUCCUCCUGAGAUCCAAAUUAAAGCAACUCUGCAGCCAACUAACUAUCCAUGCAAAAAUGCACUGUUAUGGGUGGAGGGAGUGAAUGGAGUAUUUAGUUGAACAAAAUGGUUAACCAGCUGGUUUUGUAUAAGCCUGGCCAUACUCAGAGUUUAGCCUCAUUCUAGUGUCAUUGCUAUGUCUUUAUGAAGACUCAGAUUUUCAUUUAUAUAAAUGUCCAGCUCAUAUAUAUUUCUGUUUAUCUCUUCCUCCUCACAGAUUCCAACGUGAGUUUCUCAAGGGGUAGAUGUAAACAGUGGUGUAUUUGGGCUAUGAGUAUGUCUGGAUGGGAACUUGGGAUUAUUAUAUUCAGAAUGUAGGAGAGGGCAUAGAACCAAACAAUAUCCAGUUGACCUGUCAAAUCAAUAUGCCCAUGGAAACGCUAUGCAUUCCAACUCCUUGAAUUUGGACCCUAUGGUAAUUCAAACAAGGCAUUUGGGCUGAAGUUCAGACUCACAAAUCAUUUAUCUUUCUACCAAAAUUUGUAAAGCAAGUGAAUAGUCAUAAAUUUAUUAUACCAAUGUAUUGCCGGACUCUUGCAGUGACCUGUCCUUAAGGGAUACCCAGGUGCAGAAAUGACAGAAACGGCGUAUGUGAUCAGUCCUCUUUUGGAGGAUUGCAAGACUGUAAUGGUCAAAGGAGCUCAAGUUAGCUAUAGCCUGUCCUUUUAGUGGAAAUUGUUAUUGGGCAGGAAAAGGGAUUUCAAGCAUAACUGUUUCCAACAUUUUGUUAAAACUGAACUUCUUGUUUUAUUUUUAAAGCUCACUCCCUUCAAAGUGUAUCAGAGAACACUGUUUGCCCAAAUCCCAAAUCCAAAUGGAACCAGAGCCUGUGCAAGUGUGGUAAGUCCAUCGAACGGCAAACAUAACAUUCUCUAGGGUGCCGAGACUCACCAGUUCCUUCUAAAGUUUCCCUUUUACCUAUUUUAGUUUCUGUCCAUUCUUUUGGCAAAUUGGAUUCCUCAAAGGUGAAGACCUUUUGAAAAUAAGAUGCUGGAAAAGAGGACUUUUGAAUUAAGGGGAUUCUGCUUUGGUGACACGUUCUUCUUACUGAACAAUAUGGCCAUAGCUUGGAGAUAGCAACCGCUUCAAAUUUUUUUGCUGUUUUGAAUAAAGCACUAUCAACUUAAUGAGGUUUUACUGCACAUACUGUUUUGCCAUUUGAAAAUCUGAAAGCACACACACACAAAGGCAUCAUUAGCUUCACAGUUGCUUUCCCUAAAUGUUUUUAAAGGAUGUAUUCUUUGGCCAAGGCCACUUCAUAUGUGCAGUAAAAACUCCCAUUAAAGUACAGAGGCCAGACAAACCAGACUUUGAAAUGAUGUGAUUUUAAAUGGAAUGAUUUCCUUACUUAAGAACAAUAGGGCAUCUAGUUUGCCAAGGAGUCACAGGUGCCUUGACUAACACACCAAUUUCAACAAGCUUGGAAAAGCAGUAGCAAGGAGCAAGCCCUGGGCUUCUGUGACUUGGGUGACGUGAGGGCCCUUCUUCGUAAGACACCACACAUACCAGCUGCUGGCAAGUCCUGUGCACUUCCAGCUCCCUGCCUGCCUUUUGCCUUCCUGCCCACCAACUUCACCUACUCACCCCCUGCCCCUGCUGUGCUGGCCCUUCACGGAUGCCUGUGCCUGAAACUCUGUGUGCUCAUCCACUCCCCAUGCAUCCCUUCCAAACCCAAAGCUAUGAGACUCACAGGGACCUGGGGCCCAUGGAAGCAGAAAGAAAUGAGCCAUAGGAGUGACCAGCAAUUUGAGGUACUUUUUGUCUGCCCAACUCCAAUCCAAUUUAGAGAUGACUCGAUACCCACUUCAAAUUCAACCGGUAAGGAAAAGUGCCAUUUCAUGAUUUUGGAAGAGCUAGGCACCUUAUUUCUAAAACACACCCUAUGCGACACACUUUGAGAGCAUAGUCGGUUCUGUGAUAUCAUCUAAUUGUUUCAACAAAAACAAACAAAAAUCUUUUACCUAUAAAAUUAUAAGGUGGCUGACAUUGCCUUAUUUUGUACAUGAUUAGCCAAUUAAGCUAGGUAAAGUUGCUUCGGAAGAAUUUUUCAUACUACCUGAAAAAAUUUACAUGAUUAAAAUAGGCUUUCUUAGACUUUGCCAAAAAUCUCUUAAAAGUGAAACACACCAUUUGGAGGAGAAAAAAGUAUUCAUCCUCUGGUAAUUUGAAAUCUCGAAGAUAAAACACUUGGAAUCGUUGGGGUGAAGCAGUAACCUACUGAACUGUAAUUUUUCCCUCUUAACUACCCUCUCACAUAUUUUAAGGGAAAAAAAUCCACUUCAUAAUGUGUUUUCUGUUGUAUUUCUCUUGAAGACAAACCCCAGGUUGUCAGGAGAGGUUUCUCCAAGCAAAAUGUCUUUUCCUUCUAAAGCAGAGAAUUAAAGGAUGAGUUGGCUGCUAGCCAGGGACCAAGAUAAGGAGAGAAAGUAUGGCUUUUAACUCUCUUCCUCCUUAUCUCUCUCUCGUUUUCUAUGGACUGGAACUGGAUCGGUGCGCUUGGCCGCUCAAAGCCCCUCCAAGCUUAGGCAUGAAGAGACAGAGGCAUGAGCGGUAAAAGCAGACCAUGGUCUAAAACUCCCAAAAAAGGCAAACCUUUGUCAUACACUCUUUCCAAUUCUAUAUAGUCUCUUCCUCUCUGGCAGAUGCCCAGCUUGCUUAUAGCACGUUUUCUGCUAUAAGCAACAAAACUGGCUAGAGGAAUAAAUAGGAAAGCUAAAAUCCUCUGAACUUGGCCACUGACUGCCAUGCCACUGGCCAGUUCACUACUCUUUGAUAAGUAGGACAAGAAUCCUCAAGACAAACGGAAGUUGCCAAUAGGAGUUAGAUAUUUCCAUCAUUGCCUCUCAAAGCCUCCAUAUCUCAGAGUAUACACACCAAGGGGAAACCACAGUAACUUGUACACUCAUAGGUUUGCUAUGUCAGGAUUCAUUCCUGUAUCUCUAAAACAUAGUCAAAAACAAGGUUGGUUUUAGUUCGGUGCUUCAAACAUGAGUGGCUUUCCCUCCCUCCCCCCUUCAUCUGUGUUACAACUUUUAAUGUUAAAAGUUUGGUAUUUUUGUCCUGUUUCAGUGAUGUGAAACUUUUGUAGUAAUUCUUCUAAAUGUAAGCUCUAACUGUAUAUAAAGUGUAAGUGUUCUUGGAGAUAAGGUGCUAGGUACUAGAUUGUGUGUGUGUUCAUAGAUGGUGUCAUUCUAAAAAAAUAAGUAGUAUGUACAUGUGAAGUUAGUUAAUUAAGUGCAUGCAGAUUCUUUGUGUGGCCAACACCUUGGUCAGUUUCUGAAAUAGAACAUAGUAUAUUUGUUUUUAAAAAAUAUUAUUUUUAAAGUGUAUACUAUAAGAUAUGUAAGAUGGCUCGAAAGUGAGCUAGCAGGAAGUGGUGCCUUUCAUCCCUUAAAUCCCUGGUACAGCGUAUGACAGGCAGAAACUUAUUCUGGUAUGACUGGUCAUUAAUGUGAACCUAUCAUCUUGGCUGAAGACCUCCCUGGCAGUUCUCCACGACACGCCUGGCACCUGUAUGCCUGGUUUCCAUGAACUGAAUGUAUAGAAUGCAAACUCAAAGAAGACAAUCCUUUCCCUGUCAAGAAGCAAGGACUUCUGGAUAGACUGUCGGAGUCCUCUUAGCAGGAUGAAAAGAAUGCUGCACUUUCAAGACCCAGCCUGUAGCCAGGACCUGACUGUGAAGUGACAGGAUUUGCACUUAAGCAGAUCCACAUUGUGACUAUCCUGCCCUCCCAGAGCAGUCCCAAAACCCAGAAAAGGGCUGCUCUUUUUUCCCUCUGCUUGGUUGUCUGGGAGACAACAAUAGGGCAUGGAGGGGUGACUCCCAUGACUCUUCUGAGGGUUGUGGCUGAGGCAUUUGAGAAUUCUAAUUGCAGAUCAGUGGUAUUUGCAACAGACAAAAGAGAACUAUGAGAUAAUUUUAUUAUAUUUUGAGAACAAAAAUAUUAACAUGAGAAGACUAUAUUAUAUAUACACCCUUAUUAAAUCAUUAAACUGCCUUUAAUAACAAAUUUUAUGUGCUACUUUGAAACAGACUAGAAAAAAUACAUUCAGACAAUAGAAGUUCUCUUUAAUACUUUACAUUUUAAAUUUAAACAUUUCCUUUUAAAAAAGUAUUUGUAAUUUAAAAGUGCCUUUUUAAAGGAUUGUCAAACUCCAAUCCUGGGGCCAAGUUCCCAUUGGCACAGCUUACCUUCAGGUGCACAAAGGGAGUGGACUUCAUCCUCCUCUCAGAAAGAAGAGAAACCCCAUCACACCCCAGUCAAAUCUGAUUUGUGACUCUAUACCUGGGCUGGUAGCCCCAGAGACUAUGCCCAAGGCUGAGGUUUCAUAUAUUGAUUGACUUUAGUUAGAUCCUUUCUAAAAUGGUUAAAUGCAUUUUUUUGUUGGACAGGAAUAACGGACUCCUGCUUGGACAAUGCAGAGAUCUAUGUUUGUGAUUUAACUAAGUAUUAUUUAGUAAUCUUUGUGUUUCUUAAAUAGGUGCUGUAAAUUGUCAUUGGUAUAUUCUUCAUAAACAUGCUAAAUAAAGUCUAAUUUUGUGUGUGAA
Messenger RNA from Heterocephalus glaber (naked mole-rat), 7774 nucleotides. It is a transcript of the gene Gpr101, whose product is annotated as G protein-coupled receptor 101. Gene Ontology annotation, biological process: G protein-coupled receptor signaling pathway. The record is from RefSeq and is a predicted model, not a curated record. Gene Ontology annotation, molecular function: G protein-coupled receptor activity. Lineage: Eukaryota; Metazoa; Chordata; Mammalia; Rodentia; Bathyergidae. Gene Ontology annotation, cellular component: membrane.